CUGGGACGAGGAAGUAGCCAUUGCACAAGGGUGAACCUCGUUAAAAAGAUCGUGUGUUCCUCUCUGCCCUUUACUCUGUUUUGUUACUCUGCUGCUAUCUUCAUUCUGCAAUUCCUGUUCUUCAUAGAAGAACAAAAGCUGUUAUGGUUCUGAUGAUCAGGGCUUAAUUGAUCUCCAUACCAUUAUUUUUAGUUAUCGGCUUUCUGGCCCAUUUGGUAUUUUUGAGCCCACUCGAGAGUUGAGGUCUUGAGACUAGAAGAUUGACAUUUCAGUCAUCCCUUGUCGAGACAUCUUCCUCAAUUCUCUCCUGCUCAAAUCAAACCCCCAAAUCCUCUUGUUCUUUAACCCUAAUUUGAUUUCAGAUUUAACAUAAGUCCAUUGUUUGUUGAAGGGUGCUAAAUUCAUGGGGUCCACGAAUUUGGUCUUUUUAUUUUAGAACCAAAACCAUGGACCCCACGGACUUGUAAAUCCCACAUAUUGAUUUGAGAUUUGCAAAUCCUUGAUGGUUAGUUAUUUAUUUAACAAAUCCAUCACAAAUCCAUCAUCAAAUCUAUCAUGCAAACAUUAGACUCUUCGAAUCAAUAAUCCAAUAAAUUAAACAUAAAUCCCAAAAUUUUUAUGACCAAAACCCUCAUUUUUCAAAUCCAACAAGCAAACAACCCCUUAGUCCUACAGCGAAACCAGUAGUACAUCAGCAACUCCUCGAAGUAGUAAAGUCUACUGUGGACGAGCUAGGCCCUAAGCCCAAUCAUCGGAUGGAUAAAAGAAAACGCUUUGUAAUUAUUGGAUCUGGAUCAUAUUCACAUCCCUUGUUCGUGAUAUGGGCUUAAAUAAUCCCGGAUUAGCCCAGUCAAAUUAUGGGCCCGUUUUCCUUUAAAAAACAAAAACCGAAAAGCAAAACCAAUAUGAGAGCCCAUUUCCCAAAUGUCCCAAUUUUGCCGCCUUCUUCUCAAACUCUUGGCGUUGCCUGUAAUCGCAGUCACAGCGUCCAGUGGCAACCGUUCUGCUGCGUAAAAAGCUAGGUCGCCGGAGAUCAGCAACCCUUUGCUUUGGCGACGAGCGAAAAUGGACUCUGUGGACACGGACGGUCCGAUAGAUUUUGAAUUCGAAGACCCACUUCUCACUUUCGAUGAUGAUGUUGCCAAGAAAAGGUUUUUCCUCUCCCCCUUUUCCAAUAGCUGUACUUGCUUGUGAGCUUCUUCUUAUAAUUUGGCAGUGGGAUUUCUUCAUUAACCAUAUGAGUAGUUUCGAAAUCCUUUUUUGAGUCGUUUGAAUGAUUUCGUGCUGUGUUGGAUGGCCUUUAAGAUUGCUAGGAUUCUUAUUUGAAGGAAAUAUCUUGUUUAAGAAGAUAUAGUAAGUUUAUGAAGCAAGUGUAGUUCUAAAUUCUAAUCUGAUGUGAUCGAGUUGGUUGCAUAAAAAUUUAUGGUUGUGGUUUUGUACUAUGGGUCUAAUGAUAUGGUUUCCGUAGGACGGUAGGAGGAAAACCAUUGGCCUGGACGAUCUUUUGACUGACUACUUCAAGGAGCGAAGCAAAUUCAUUGAGAGGCAGUCCAAGCGGGCGAAGACAUUGAAAGACCAUGAUCCAAGAACCUGCACCGCCUCUUCUCUUCCCGGACCUUAGGAGCAAUUCCUUCUUGCAGUCUGUCAUGAGCAACCAGAUCAAUUCUUUGGUGAAACUCACUGUAGAUGAAGGAGAGGGUUUUUUUGAAGGACUACUUUUAAAUGGCUGGCUCUUGCAGUUGGUUGGUAGACUUGUUCAUCUAGAGAAAUCGGUAGCUCAAUGGACCUAUCAUAUAAUGUUGUAUUCACAGAAAGAGGAGUUGAGGACAGCUGCUUGUGACUUUUGGUGCACUGCUGUUCAACUUGAUGUGAAGGAUAAAGAGCAGCCCACCGGAGUUCAGUGGUUCCCAAAUGAUUCUGACCUUAGAACAGCUCUUGAAAUAUAUGGGUUUCUUUUAGACGUUCCACCACAGGGAGAGUCAGGAAUCGUUGAGGCAGAAACAUUACUGGAGGUUGUGGUUCUUCUGUCUCUAGAUCGCAAGCUGGAAGGAUUGCUGCUACUUCUGCGUGAAACUGUACAGUCUGUCAUCAAUUACUUCACAGAUGAGGAAUGGCAGGGAGCAUGUCAAAAUGUUGCUAGAUCUCUUGCUUGCAGGGUUCCAAAGGAUUUGAACUGCUUACGAGCAGUGGAAUGCAUACCAAGAAUCAGCCCCCGUGCUAAUAACUUCAGAGCUGCAGUUUCUCAUCAACUUCUGCUUAAUUGUUUAGAUAUGGUGAGCAAUGAGGAGGGGAUUCUCAGUUGCCUUAUCGCCAUUAAUAUGUUGGAGAAAGAAUGUGAUCUGUUCAAAAUGUACAUAUACCUUAUUUUGACAGAAAAUUGGCUGCUCUCCACCUCAGUGCUAGAAGACAAGCCACUUAUCUGUGAGAUGUGGGGUGUUUACUUGCGCCAUUGUACUUGCCAAAUUAGCCACGGGGAUUUGAGGCCCUAUGCAGCAAGAUUCGGGCUAAAGCAACUUAUCUGCUUCACUCGAAAACCAAGAAAUAUUGAUUAUUAGGCCAGGUAUGUCCCUAUAUAGACCCUAGACACCAUGAACAGAACCAAGAGAACUGGCUGCCUGUGGACUGAUUGACUGGAAUUAUAUGUAUGAAAUUCUGUUAGGGCUAGAAGCCUAGAAUCUUUGCUGCACCAUGAAGGGCCGACUGUUUCAACUGUGUGGUCGAAAUUCAGUCAACAUCGACCAAUCUGGUAAAGAUUGGAAAGCCUGGACAGGGUUAUGGUCAGGCCUAGUGACAAACUUUUGGUAUAUUGAUUACCUGUCGAGAUUCUCUUAUGAUAUUUUUACAUAUAUAUAUAUAUGCAAAUCAGGAACAAACCAAUGCUGAGAUUGAAAUGAGCUACCGCUUUGUGCUGCAAUUUAUUAGAGUUUCAACGAAAGCUGCAAUGGCACCAUCCAUAUUUACCACAAUGAUCUGAAUAUCUAGGUUUCUUCGAAUGACAAUAACCAUGGCAAUGUGCAGAAGCGUCAGCAAUGGUGCAUUCUUGCUGGCGCAUCUCCCGACUUCCCCUGAGGCCUGAUCCACAUUCACUGAUGGACUCAUUCUUGACUCGCUCUGUCUUGUCAUGCCUACAACAUUAAGUCAUUAACUCGGGGAUGAACUAGAAGUCUAGAAUAAUUCAGUACUCAGUUAUUAUUCUGGUGGUGCAUGCUAGGGCCUCGUCGUGGGCUAAUGAACCUGUAGCUAUUUU
Messenger RNA from Linum trigynum, 3247 nucleotides. The record is from the annotation of a GenBank genome assembly. NCBI's taxonomy places the organism in Eukaryota, Viridiplantae, Streptophyta, Magnoliopsida, Malpighiales, Linaceae.